AUGGUGGAAUCUACUAGUCGGAUUGAAACCAAGAUUUACUCCCGAACUGGUGCCGAGGAAGACUUGUACAACACAGGAGUGACGGCGAUAUGUAGUGUCCUUAUGAAUUAUGUAGAAACCUCCAGACAUAUUAUCUUUAACAAACGAGAAAAACAGAACAAAGCUUACGAAAAGUUUGAGGAAAAACUUCGGGAGAUAAGCAAAUCACAGCUAACCUUUUACUAUACAGGGAGUCAGAUGCAAAAUCUGACAGCUAUUCACUGGAGAUACCCCACACCUUCAACGUCCCACUCAAUGGGUAGACAAUGCGACUCUGACGUAGAUGUUCUCCUUGUCGAUCCCAAAAACUGCGCCGGGGAGAGCAAGAUCAGUCACCAUGGUAACCACUACGUUUACGAAUACUCUCCAGAACAUCCUGGUUACGUAAGAGUUUACAGAGGUCGGGGAAAGGGAAGAAAAGUCAUUUCUGGGAAGGGAUUCAAAAAGUUCUGGAAGGAGAUGGUCGAUAAAAUCGAAAUUCAUACACGAUAUACAGGAAGAGGGACUAAAUUCCCAAGUCGGGGAGAGAAAAGAUCAGGACCUGCCAUUACGAAGGUGGAGAAUGUGAGUAUGCGAAACUUCAUUAAUCAUGACUUCGUUCCUGCAAUAAAACUGACUAACUGGCCAUCUAUUGCUGAAGACUGGACGAGUCGCCCCAGGCCGGGAAACUGGCCGCCUGCCGAGUUGCUGGAGAAUUGUGUCGGUGCAGAUUGUCACAUUGUCCCCGUGGCUCAUAAAGGAAGCUCAAAACAUCUCAAGAAAAAGGAAUGGCGGCUCUCGUUCUCUGGAGCAGAAAUAGUUCUUGCAAAUUCCUUGACAUUUGAACAGAGACAAGCAGUCAUCAUGUCUAAGAUGAUUCUGAAGCUUGCUCUUCAAGAAGUUCUACAGCACAAACCCAGCCUCAAAAACUGUAAACCUGUGUCAUCAUACGAGCUAAAAACUUCCUUCUACUGGCUUCGCGAGAAGAAAAAUGAUUGGGGAAGUUUAACAGACGACAUUAGAGCGAUUCUAGAAAACUUAAUCCAGUUUCUACAAAGAGGAAUCUUGCCAGAUUACUUCAUUCCAGAAAAGAACAUCACAGAAAAUGUGGCUCCAGAUUUAGUGGAAGAGCUGUCUCUGACAUUGAAGCAAGUGUUCACACAACAAGGACUGCUUUGCUUCUUACAAAAGUGUUUUUGGUACUGCUAUAACACGGAGCUGGAGGAUUUUGACUCACUGGACGGUGGUUCUUUGAAGUGUUUAUAUACCGAGCUUCAGAAUUUCUGCGAAAGCCAAACGCCUUCUUUGAAACUUUUAAUAUUUACCAUUAUUCAUCAAUUGCUAUGUUUAUUCAAUGCUGCGAUGGAUGGAACAAAUAGUCGUUUCUGGGUCAUGGAUACUAAACCAGUGCUUUUCGACAUCAAAUGUAUUCAAGAAGGCCUCAUGAAAAGAGCAAAUUUUCAAAUGGAAGUCGUUAACGUGAACCAACUGGAGGAUUUAUUUCACGAGUACGAUUCAUUUUCCUUUGAUCUGCUGUCUGACUUGUCUGAUCUGUUGUUCGGGGUUUUGUCUCAGGAGACAGUACUUGAGACGCUCGGAGAGAGUAUUUGGUGUGUGGUCGCUCGUUUGCUAGCCCGACAUUGCAUCGCGGCAGGCCUGUAUCAUGCAAGGAAACAGGAAGUGCUAGACUUCGCUAGUCUGUUAGAGGUAAACCCAGACAACUCAGCACUGAAAGACAUGGCGAUUCAGGUCCAUGGUAGUAUGGAAAAUUUCCAGGCAAUAGUUGCGCGCGCAAGUGACAAUGCGGAUAAUGUGUAUCAGUUUUACGAACAUCUGUGUCAGGACUCUUUACUGUUUUAUUUUGAUGUUUGUAAACGAUUCUCUGUAAGUGAGGGGUUUUACUGUGACGAUGAAAGAAUCGCAGUCCAUGGUAUUGAGUCCAUACUAGCCCAUAUACCGGACAUAAUGGAGGAUGAAAUGUUAUGGACACCUAAAUUAAGACAGAGGGUUCAGCUCCUGAUGGAAAAGCGUAAAGACUUUCAUGUCAAACAAUUCUGA
Saccostrea echinata is the source of this 2076-nucleotide messenger RNA. RefSeq lists its product as uncharacterized. The record is from RefSeq and is a predicted model, not a curated record. Lineage: Eukaryota; Metazoa; Mollusca; Bivalvia; Ostreida; Ostreidae. The transcript is spliced from 4 exons. Bases 1 to 2076 code for a protein of 691 amino acids.